AACACAAUAUUCAGUUAAAUGGAUGUUCAUAUCGUGAGAAUAAACAUAGGUGUCAUGAUGAGCUUAUUCUUACUUGAAGUUAGUCUAGUCCUCGGUGAUAUAGGCACUGCAACAUCUUAUCAUCCUCCUUAUACACCAACAAGAUGCAAUGGGAACAGAGCAGAUCAGUUUCCGUCAGGGAAUUUGUUUGUAGCAGUAAGUGAAGGACUUUGGGAUAACGGGGCAGCAUGUGGGCGGCGUUACAGACUGAGAUGCUUGAGUGGAAGUGGUCGUAGGCCGUGCAAGGGCGGCACUAUUGAUGUUAGGGUGGUGGAUUACUGCAACAAACGGCCAUGCCCCUCCACCAUUGCUCUCUCAGCUGAUGCUUUUUCACAAAUCUCUCCAUCUACUAAGGCUAAAAUUAACAUCGAGUACAUCCAGAUCUAGUACGAAGAAUUGCUGCGGAUCUUUUUACCAACUCAUCAGUAUUGAUGAUAAGAUUUUGCAGUUAGUUUACAAGAAACUGAAGCAUAGAAGAGAGGAUAGCUGCUAAACAUAUGUGACAACUAUAGAAAGCUGUAAUAAAAUAACCUCUUACAAAAAAUGUAAAGUUUGAUCACCCUCUAUCUUGAAUUCUGCGUAUACCAGAAGUUUGACGCAUCAAAGUCAAAUAUCCAUUUAAGUAGAGGUGGUGGAAAAAAUCAUAUGUACUAGUUGUCACUAUUGAAGCUAGCUGGGACUCUUUAUUUUUCUUUUUUUGUAUAACUGUUGCGUCGAAACGUACAUGUAUACUUAUGCACUUUGUACGAGUAAUAUAUAUUUUAAGUUCAAGUAUUCUAAAGACUUAUGAAUAA
Molecule: messenger RNA, 833 nt
Organism: Solanum dulcamara
Lineage: Eukaryota; Viridiplantae; Streptophyta; Magnoliopsida; Solanales; Solanaceae
Product: EG45-like domain containing protein
Exons: 3
Coding region: 19-426 (135 amino acids)
Source: RefSeq, a predicted model, not a curated record